CACGGGUCCAAGGUGAGAGCAUACAGUUGCGUCGGAAGUUCUCAGAACUGUGUCGAUAGUUGGUUGCAGCAGCGAGCCCUUGAUGUAGGUCAUCCGCCCGCCAAGACGCUCGAAGACACAAAUAAUAUGAUUCUCCUCGGCUCGAGGGAUGUCAUGGCACGGACAGGCGUUCUCCCCUACACCAGCUUUCGUCGGGUGAAAACUCCUAAGGGGAAAUAUUUUUGGUGUAUUGCAUUCGCUUGUAACGAUCCUUGGGAGCAGUUAUCGACCCACGUACCGCCGGAAGAAAAAUAUAAGGCAUUGAAGGAGGCGCUGGGGAGGGAAGGCCCGCCUCGCUGGUAUCGGGCUAUCUGAAACAAACCGUCUGCAAGCCACAAAUCCCGUCGAAUUGCCA
This is a messenger RNA of Suillus subaureus, 394 nucleotides long. RefSeq lists its product as uncharacterized. Lineage: Eukaryota; Fungi; Basidiomycota; Agaricomycetes; Boletales; Suillaceae. The record is from RefSeq and is a predicted model, not a curated record. The coding region runs from base 127 to 354 and encodes 75 amino acids. The transcript has 3 exons.